Trichomonas vaginalis G3 is the source of this 888-nucleotide messenger RNA. RefSeq names its product armadillo (ARM) repeat-containing protein family. Lineage: Eukaryota; Parabasalia; Trichomonadida; Trichomonadidae. Bases 1 to 888 code for a protein of 295 amino acids. The transcript has a single exon. The record is from RefSeq and is a predicted model, not a curated record.
AUGAAUUUCUUAUUAUAUGAGGGAAAAGACAGUCUAGAAGAUGUCUUUAACGCAGCUAAGAUUCUUACUGGAGCCAUUCAUCUAGUUAACGACGAAAUGAAAAUUUUGCCGCAAUCCUUUGAUGUAUUUUUUGAUCUUUGUGAACCUGGGUUAAUCUCAGAGUUUCUUGCUGAACUAGUAUACACACAUCCAGACACUCCGGCUCUUGAACCAAUAAUGCAAUUCAUUUUUGAUGAUGAUCAUGUCAAUGAUGAAACGUUAAUGUAUUCAAUUAGAAUCAUGAAAGGUAUUGUAUUCAAGGACCCAUCAAGAAUUGAAUAUUUUAUGCAUAACAAAAAAGUUGGAACUGCAAAUUCCUUUUUAAAGGAUCUUCUUGAUAAUAUGGGCGAUUCUGAUGAAUUUUCAUCGGAGUUUAUGGAGAUUUUUAGCGAAUGUCUGAUCAAACAAUGCAAUCAUGUUGACGAAUUAAUUGGACUUUUAUUUGAAUAUAAGUUCAUUGAGUUUGCGUUUGAACUGUUAAGCCAAGAUUAUGUUCUUGAUGAUCGAAAGUGCAUAGUUGCUCAGUUUCUCGUAAGUUGCUUUCAAAACAGUUCAUUACAUGAUGAGGUAAUAAAACAUAUCAGACAAGGAAUAUAUAUUAAUCUAUGUCAAUAUCUUAGUUCUUGUCCAUCAAUUCUUAAAGAACCACUUCUCAUGAUAAUUUCACAUGUUAUCAAAAACGAUGGAUAUUUAGCAAUAAGAUAUUCGGUCGAAAACAACAUACUUGAAAAUCUUGAAGAUUUGAUUAAAGUAUGUCCAUCAGUAACAAUAACAUGUCUCGAAUCAAUUUUUCAAUAUUCUGCUGAAGGAUUUUUCAGAGAUGAAAUUAAAUUAUGCUAUUAUGAUUAA